CAAGUGGAGGUAUUAAAAACAAAUGUACCACAGAGGCCCGUUAAAAAGAUGGCAGCGCUUCUUAAAAUAAAUGAGGGAUUCAUUUUGAAAAUGUGCAAUUGUAGUGGUAACCAGUUUGAACCCGAUAAGAACUGGAAUUCUGCAUUGAAGGUAUGCUAUAUCAACCGCAGGCAUUAAAUAGGAAAAGCAAAGCGCGCUGCUUUAUUUCUUUCGUUCAUUCUUCAAGCCGUAUUGCGCUUGUCUCGGCUCAUAACUGGUGAUUUGCUGGUAAAGCGAGCCUUGCCUCUGCUAGUGGUCGGAGAGCAGGUGCUGUGGCAGACUGAGGAGAUGAGACGAGAUGCCUCCCCUCCUGCAGGAUGGAGCCGCCUGCCUGACUGACUGAUCGCGCCGCCGAAGCGAUGAUUUCUAGUCACUUUCAGCAAUGACAGCGGACGGAGUAGCGGAACCCGCCAGGCAUCAGCAAACGCAGCCAGCGGGCCAAGAAGUCAGGAAAGAUAGCUGGUUUUAAAACAAAAGGCAGCCGAAGUAGGGGGUGAUAGUGUGCGCCAGUUAUCUAGAGCGGCGGCGCCCUGAAACGCGAUGGAUUUUCUUCAAGACUAAGAUGACUGAGGCUGCUGCUGCUGCGCAUGGUGCCGCAUUGCCUGGCCGCUCCACGGCAGAAGAGUGUAAUGCUUCUUUUGGCGAAUCCAGUCUAUAGGUCUUUAGGGGGGGGGGGGGGCUUGUAACUGUGUAUGCAAAGGGAUGAUACAGCCUGUGUGAUUGCGUUGCAGCCAGGCUACACUCGGCCGAGUGGAUUUUAAAAUAAAACCGAUAAACAAAGCGCUCUUAAGGUUUUUCGUAGAAAAUAAAUCUGCGCUCUGCACAUCACACGCCCUUUUACUACAGGCACUCCAGUGGACGUUGACUCGGAAAGGAUUUUUUUAAGAAGUCUAGCUUGUGGAGGACCACUGUCCAGAAACGAGCAUCGCUCUGACUUGAGAGCUGCCGAAUGCUCAGCAAACCUGAAGGCACCUGAUCUGCUCGUCCGCCAGGAUUUUACUCAAGGUUGCUGGACAAGGUGUUCUCUCGGUGACAUAGACAAUGACUCACUUGCAAGCAGGCUUGUCCCCCGAAACCCUGGAGAAAGCCAAGGUGGAGCUGAAGGAGAACCCUGAUACUUUACAUCAGGAUAUCCAGGAGGUGAGGGACAUGAUCAUCACCCGUCCGGACAUUGGCUUUCUGAGGACAGACGACGCUUUUAUCCUGCGAUUCCUCCGAGCGAGGAAGUUUAACCAUUUCGAGGCAUUUAGGUUGCUAGCUCAAUACUUCGAGUACCGACAACAAAACCUGGAUAUGUUUAAAAACCUCAAAGCCACCGACCCGGGCAUCAAGCAGGCGCUGAAGGACGGCUUCCCGGGGGUGCUUUCUAACCUGGACCACUACGGCAGGAGGAUCCUUGUGCUCUUUGCUGCCAACUGGGACCAAAGCAGGUAUACUUUUGUAGAUAUAUUGCGGGCAAUCCUUUUAUCUCUGGAGGCAAUGAUUGAAGACCCUGAGCUGCAAGUGAAUGGAUUUGUAUUGAUCAUUGACUGGAGCAAUUUUACUUUUAAGCAAGCCUCUAAACUAACACCAAGCAUGCUGCGUCUUGCCAUAGAAGGUCUACAGGAUAGUUUUCCUGCCCGGUUUGGAGGAAUUCAUUUUGUGAAUCAGCCGUGGUACAUUCAUGCUCUCUACACAGUCAUAAGGCCAUUUUUGAAGGAGAAGACUAGAAAAAGGAUAUUUAUGCAUGGCAACAAUCUUAACAGCUUACACCAGCUUAUUCACCCAGAGAUCCUACCUUCGGAAUUUGGAGGGAUGUUACCACCAUAUGAUAUGGGCACAUGGGCAAGAACUCUGCUUGAUCACGAAUAUGAUGAUGACAGUGAAUACAACUCUGACUCUUACAAUCUUUCCGUGAAAGAGCUGGAAAAAGAUCUGUCUCCAAAAACCAUGAAAAGGUCACAAUCUGUUGUUGAGCCUGGAGUAUUAAAACGUACAGAGAAGGAAACAAGUGAGGAGGAAAACAUGCAACCCUUACUUUCACUUGACUGAAUGCUUCAAAUUGGACACUUAUGUCAUCAGGCCCUUCGGACGUGAAGUGCACCUUAUGUACUGCACAAGAGUGAACAUCACAGUGGGAAAGAGGAAUUAUAAAAGUUAAUGGACAUGCUCCCAUUCUGUGAAAGGAGGUUUACAAAUGUGCAUUACGCAGAAACUGCGGACCCCUUGUUGGUUGGUGUGAGAAAUUUAAGGAAGAAGUAGUAUGUUAAGUGCCAAUAUCUCAAACUAUAAAACCUUUAGCUCUGCAUUUCAGAUCUGUGAAGUAUUACAGCAGAGCCAUGUGUAACCAAAUGAGUCUGAACCAUGUACAAUAUUGUUUAAGAAUUAAAAAAUAAACAAAUAUACUUCUGAUUAAAGAAAAAUGUAUUUAAACAAUUACAAGAGCGAUAUUGUCACUUGGCUGUAUAAUUCUGUGCACAGCUCAUGAUAUUUCCAAAUUAUUUAAGUGAAACGAUUAAAACAAUGGAGGAUUAGACAGUGUGUAUAUUCCGGAAUAUUGAGCAUUGAAUAUAUUAGUCACCAUUGAUUCAAUUAGCAUAAUAAUCACAAAUCUAUCUCAAGUGCUCUAUUUACUUUUCUAAAUAUCUCAAUAUAUCUCAUUGGAGUAUAACAGUGUUACCCAAGUAUUGAUAGAUACUUUCUUUUUACAUUUAAAGCCAUAUCAUUUAUAAUGAAUGAUCAGCAAUGAUGAGACAAUGCUCACCACAGUCCCCAUUGAUCCUUCAAAAAGCAAAGGAAAGUUUUAUUAGACACCAAAUACUCACCUGAAAGUGAUUCUGAGUUUCUUUGCAUCUUUUAAGUAAAAGUGAAAUAAAUACAUCAUCUUUAUAGAAGUGUCUGGUUAAGAAUGGUUCCACUUGAACAUUUUUCACUCAAGAAAGCAAAAACAGUUCAAGCAUUGUGAGGGGAUAAAUUGCAGUAAAGACAAAAACUGUCUGUCAGAAUAUUUACUUGGCCUUUGUAUUUUUGUAUAUGAAGUUUCUUCAGAAAGUCUCUACAUUUACUUUCUGAGACUUGCAGAAUUGUAACCCUUAGUCUGGUAGUUCAGUGCCCUGCUGUUGUUCACAUUGUUGUGAGUGUGCAAGAUACCAAUGAGCUGUAAACAUACCUGAAGGUCUAUGGAUUUGCACUAAAAAAAAAGAGUUUGCAGUUUUUAUUGGGGGAUAGCAGACUCUUAUGAACGUCAGAGGAGCAGACUCUUUUAUGAACUCAGUGUAAGAACAGUGCACUAUUUCAAAGUGUAUCUGUAACAAGAUGGUGAUCAAUAUCUUCUUUUGUUGAGAAGCAGCAACAAGAUAGGGCAAUGAGAGAAGAGUAGUGAUAGCAAAUUUGUAGCAGAUGUGGCAAGUUUAAGAAAUUGUGCAUAAGUGGCUUUGUAUGUUAAGGCAUUCAGAAGCUUGAACACCACUGCAUAAGUGUGCUGAGGAACAAGGAGGUUUUAUUGAGGAGGUAUGAAUUGAAAUGUCUCUAACAUACUAUAAUUAACACAUUUUUGAAUGAUAAUGUGCAACAACAUUAAUAAUCCUCUUUUAUUUACCCUAUUACCCUAAAAAAGAAAACUCAUACAGUAACUGUGGUGGCUUAGAAUUCUGACAGAUUUUUCUGCAAAUGAACACUUUUAACAUGGCUAUUAUGGAUGAAGAAACUUGGUGUCACCAGUACAACACAAGCUUAGUCUUGAACUGCAAGCGUGACAUGUGUGCUUUUUUCAGGCCAAGAUGAACUCUGUGCUUUUCACUGCAUGAACAAACAGGCCCUAGCCUAAUAUUACUCGAUUAUGUUUACCUCUUUUGUAAGUCGCUUUGGAUAAAAGCUUCUGCCUAGCAAAUAAAUGUAAAUGUAAAUGUUUUGUUUCUGGGUCGUAGUAGAAACACCAUAUUUCUUUCACCCAUAAUAACUGUGCUAAAUAUGUGUUCUGUUGCAGAAAAAUGCAGUGGCAACUGCAAGCUGCUGCUCUGUCAAGAUUUGAGGCACACGAACAACAUUACAUGGCUGUGAUGGGAAUUCUAUUGACACACCUCGUGCAUAUAAAGUAUAUUGUAAAUAAGGAGUUAAACAACAUUAUAAGGGGUUGAGGCUUCUAGGUAAUCUGUGUAUAACUAAGAAAACAAAGUUGUAGAAAAAAGUGCAAUAAGUGUGGAGUCACUUUGCUAGGACACGAGUCUCCUUGUGACUGAAUCCAAGAUGGCAGUGGGGCCGAUUUUCAGGAAGAUGAGGCAGAAGGAGGGGGAUUCAGGAGGCCAGAUGACGGAAGUGAUGUCUUUGGUGGUUUGUCCAUCAAUCAUCUGUUCUGGUUUGGAUUGUAAUUUCCAGUAGACGAGCCCUAAAAUUGUCUCCCAUAUGCACAUAUGUGACUGGCUUCUGAUGUAGGCUUUGACCUAUUUAUUAAAGUGCCAAAGAGAGACACAGGACCAUGCUACAUAUGCUUUUUACUUUCUAACAACUGCGACUAUCGAUUCACUUACUAGUCUCUCAAAAUGAUACCUCUGUUGACAACAUCACUUCCCUUUCAAUUUUGCCACAACGUUUAUGCUCGAAUCCCUUGGCAAAAACUCCCCUCCUGGUAAUAACACCAUAGGGUCAACUUCCUGGAAAACUAGAACAGUAGGAAAAAUUCAAGAAAGGUUAUGUUAGAGCGACCUCUGAAAUAGCAUAGAUUUCCUCAGUAUAAGAAAGUGUGAGUGAAAAGUGUUCAGGUGAGCAUGUAGAGUGGCCUGGCAUCAUAUUCCAGAAUGUCUUCUGCAAAUUAGGAUGAAUUUGCUUCUUGCAAUGCUUUAUUAGAUAAAGUAGAUUCGGAAAGUGGGUGGCUGGAUAUGCAGUGUAUAAAAUGUGUGUGUGAGUGUGUGUGUUUUGCUUCCAUUGUAUCUGCAUUAAUGGCAUAAUUUUAGAUUGAAAUAUUUGACUGAUUAGGAAAUAUUCAGUGAAUUGACUUCAGUAUGAAGUUAUGAAAAAGGAAAAUUAAGGAGCCAAGUUCAAGAUAAGUUACACUCUGUGGUUGUUUGAUUUUUUAUCACUUGUUCAACACUAUUUUUUCUUUUUGAAUUUUGAAUAUGAAAUGCCUAUAUUAUAAAUCAUGCAUACAGCGCAUGUACAGCACAGUGCUAGUGUCUAUUCGAUUGAUUAAAGAAGAUGGUAACAAGAACAUUCUUUAUGUUCUGUGUUGGAUAAAUAUCCUCAUCUUGCACCCUGGGCAAGCAAUUCUUAAAAUGAAUGGAUGGAUGAAUAUAUACAUAUGUAUGUGUGCAUAUUUGGUUUACACAAAUGCUCAUAAGUGUCAGAAGUAUUUCUAGACAUUGAAAUUUUAUAUACAGCACAUCAAACCUUAAUAUUUUUUCUUUAUAAUCAAGGUCACUCUUUUAUUAGAAAGAACUUAAUAUUAACAUAUUGAAAAUAGCAAAGCUAUGAGAACUGUAAACAUCGUACAAUUGGUUUACCUUGCAUUGCAUAUGUCAUGCCAGUUAUUAAAAUAAAUAUUACUGAAACCCA
Messenger RNA from Erpetoichthys calabaricus (reedfish), 5565 nucleotides. It is a transcript of the gene clvs2, whose product is annotated as clavesin 2. Gene Ontology annotation, cellular component: membrane. The record is from RefSeq and is a predicted model, not a curated record. The coding region runs from base 1081 to 2070 and encodes 329 amino acids. The transcript is spliced from 5 exons. Lineage: Eukaryota; Metazoa; Chordata; Cladistia; Polypteriformes; Polypteridae. Gene Ontology annotation, molecular function: phosphatidylinositol bisphosphate binding.